Molecule: messenger RNA, 1253 nt
Organism: Coffea arabica (coffee)
Lineage: Eukaryota; Viridiplantae; Streptophyta; Magnoliopsida; Gentianales; Rubiaceae
Source: RefSeq, a predicted model, not a curated record
CAUCGAUGGAUGUUGUAUGCAGCGGAGUUGUUCUUCUCAUGAUACUGGCUAUUGCACCAGUUGCAAUAGCAGCAAAGGAGUCUGCUGUGAAUUUAUUGGAAGCUGAGGCACUGCUCAAGAGCGGCUGGUGGCGAGGCAGUACUGCUGCAACAAACAUUUCUGCCUACUGCCAGUGGCCUGGUAUCAUUUGCAACGAUGCUGGUAGUGUUACCGAAAUACUACUUCCGGGCUACGGAAUUCAAGAUGACUUGACAAAUUUCAGCUUCUCUUCUUUUCCGAACCUGGUUAGACUAGAUCUCAGUCGCAACGAACUUCACGGAGCCAUCCCACAUCAAAUAGGUGCACUCUCCAAACUCGUCUAUUUCAAUUUGUCUUUAAACUCUCCAAACUAUUUUCGAGGUGAGCUUCCUUCUUCUCUAGUAAACCUUACGCAACUAGCACAUCUCGAUAUUUCUUGGAAUUCGAUUGAAAGCUUAAUUCCUCCGGGGAUCGGAAACUUGACAAACUUGAUCACUCUAGACUUGAGCCAAAAUUUGUUUUUUGGUCCAAUCCCUCCAACUCUUGGCCACUUGUCCAAAUUAGCCUCUCUCGAUCUCAAUGGCAAUGGACUUGAGGAAGACAUCCCACAUCAAAUAGGUACACUUUUCAAACUCGCCUAUCUCAAUUUGUCGAAUAAUUUUAUCGAAGGCUUUAUUCCCUCCUCCAUCGCAAACUUGACAAAUUUGAUUACUCUAGACUUGAACAACAAUUCUUUUUUUGGUCCCAUCCCAUCCAUCCUUGGCCAAUUGUCCAAUCUAGAUUUCCUGAACCUCAAUAUGAACCACUUUAGUGGGAUAAUUCCUCCAACACUUUUUAAUUUGACAAAGCUUUCCCGGCUAUACAUUGGCAGGAAUCCUGCAAUGAGAGGACUUCUCCCAGAAGAAAUAGGAAAUUUGAAGAUUUUACUUGAAUUAGACUUGAGUUACAGUGGAUUUUCUGGCAGCAUCCCUCCAACACUUGGCCAGUUGUCUAAUAUACGUUCCCUUGACCUCAGCAAUAACCACUUCAGUGGGACAAUUCCUUCGUCUCUUUUUAAUUUGACAAAUCUUUCCCAACUAGACAUUCAUUCGAAUCCCGCAAUGGAAGGAUUUCUCUCAAAAGAAAUAGGAAAUUUGAAGAGUUUAGUUGAAUUAGACUUCAGUGGCCUUAAUCUUUCAGGUGCCUUUACUUCAGCUCUUUGCCGCCUAACCAAACUAGUAUCUCUUUCAGAUUGA